Messenger RNA from Arachis stenosperma, 1392 nucleotides. RefSeq names its product probable acyl-[acyl-carrier-protein]--UDP-N-acetylglucosamine O-acyltransferase, mitochondrial. The record is from RefSeq and is a predicted model, not a curated record. Lineage: Eukaryota; Viridiplantae; Streptophyta; Magnoliopsida; Fabales; Fabaceae. The transcript has 11 exons. The coding region runs from base 21 to 1064 and encodes 347 amino acids. Gene Ontology annotation, biological process: lipid biosynthetic process. Gene Ontology annotation, molecular function: acyl-[acyl-carrier-protein]-UDP-N-acetylglucosamine O-acyltransferase activity.
GCAGCAUCUACUGAAACUAAAUGAUGUCGUCGUUGUUCCUUAAACUCACCGCUCUCAGCAGCCGCCGCAGCCGCAUCCUCCCAAGUUCAGUGUUCCACCCACGCUUCUUCUCCGGUUUUGCAGAGGAGGAGCAAAGUGUUAAUGUCCACUCUUCCAACACUGCCACAAACCCAUGCUUCAUUCACCCCACCGCAAUUGUUCAUCCCAAUGCUCUCAUCGGCCAGGGGGUUUCCAUUGGACCUUUUUGUACUGUGAGUCCCUCCGCGAAGUUGGGGAAUGGUUGUCAACUGCAUCCUGGAAGCCAUAUUUUUGGAAAUACAUAUAUAGGGGACAAUUGUAUGAUGAUGGCUGGUGCUAUUGUUGGUGAUGAUUAUCCUGGAUGUACCGUCAUUGGAAACAAUAACAUCAUCGGGCAUCAUGCUGUGAUUGGUGUCAAAUGUCAAGAUUUGAAAUACAAGCUAGAGGAUGAAUGUUUCCUGGAAAUUGGAGAUAAUAACGAUAUUCGGGAACAUACUUCAAUACACCGCUCUUCCAAGUCAACCGAUAAGACUGUUAUUGGUGAUUGCAAUUUGAUCAUGGGAUCUUGUCAUAUUGCUCAUGAUUGCAAGAUCGGUAACAACAACAUUUUAGCGAAUAAUACUCUUCUAGCUGGGCAUGUUGUGGUGGAAGACUAUGUUCACACUGCAGGAGCUACGGUUGUUCAUCAAUUCUGCCAUCUUGGCUCUUUCUCUUUUCUUGGUGGUGGUUCUGUGGUUUCACAAGAUGUCCCAAAGUACACGAUGGUAGCCGGAGAAAGAGCGGAGCUUCGGGGUCUAAAUUUAGUGGGCCUGACUCGACGUGGAUUCAGCACUGCAGAGAUCAGGAGCCUCAAAGCAGCCUAUCGGAAGAUAUUCAUGCGUGCUGAUGCAAAUGCUGGGUCAUUCGAGGACAGGCUUGCCGAAAUGGAGCAACACGAGGAAUUGACUUGUGUUCCUGCUGUACGAGCCAUGUUGCAGUCUAUUCGCAAUUCUUUUGUAGAAGAUCGUCGUGGAAUAUGCAAGUUUAGACACUGGAAUGGCUCUUAAAGCAUGCUUAGUUUUGCAGAAGCAGUUUCUGCUGAAAAAUACAAGUUCAUGUGUACUAGUGUAUACUAUAAUUGCUAGCCAGGAGCUCUAAGGAAGUUGCUUCAUUUUGAAGUGAUUCUCUUCUUUUAUUAUAGAAGAGUUUGUUGUACUAUUCAGAGCUUGUAGCAUUAAGAGAAUUUAUUUAUACUCUCAAAUUUUGUCUAGAUUACUUUACUUUGGUGUAAAUGGUUAUUUUUCUACUUUAAUAUUUUUUAGUCCCAACUUAUUGGGAUGCAAAGUGAGAAAGAAUUGUGAAUUCAUUACUGGUAUUUGUUUACAAGUAAAGUAU